Molecule: messenger RNA, 6205 nt
Organism: Chelonus insularis
Lineage: Eukaryota; Metazoa; Arthropoda; Insecta; Hymenoptera; Braconidae
Gene: Eph
Product: Eph receptor tyrosine kinase
Exons: 14
Coding region: 1370-4492 (1040 amino acids)
Biological process (GO): axon guidance; protein phosphorylation; ephrin receptor signaling pathway
Cellular component (GO): dendrite; plasma membrane
Molecular function (GO): transmembrane-ephrin receptor activity; protein binding; ATP binding
Source: RefSeq, a predicted model, not a curated record
CAAUUAUAUCUGUGUAUAUGUAUGAGUAAAGUGGGCACUAGUGUAAACCAGCCGAAUAGCGGUAUACGGUGAAAACCUGCCGGGCAACCCCCACUAACCGCCAGACAACCCUUACUACUACAACUAUGGCGUAGUUCCCUUCGGUAUUUCAGUCAAUUUUAGUUCGUGCCAGUUCGUGCCUCCAUCUCCUUAAUGCUUCUCAAUGUUUCUUUGCUCCUUGCUUGCCAGCAGCAGCAGCAGCAGCAGUACAAGUAUUAGUAGCAGGAUAAAGAACGGAAUGUUAUACGGUAUUAUUUUGUUGUAUAUUACUGUGUUUUAGUUGAUAUUAAAUAAAUAAAGUGAAUUUAAUAUGUAAAAAAGUAUCUGAAAGACGUAAGUGUAUGAUAAAAGUGUAAUAAUUAAAUUAAAUCUGAAAAAUAAUAGUGUGUAUGUGUGUGUGUGAAAGAAUAAUGAAGCUCAAGUGAAACUUGUUGGUUUAUAGAAUUAUAUUAUUUAUUUAUACUAACUAAAGAUUAUUAAUUUUAAUUUAUAAUAAUUCAGUGUUGUGUUUUUUAUUUUUUUUUCUUUUUAAAAUAUUUGUUAUUAUAAUUUUUAUGCGCUCAUAUAUAUGAAUACUGUCGCGCAUUGACUGCACACAAGAAUAAACUAAAAUGGCGCUUGCAUUCACUCUUCGUGCACCACACAUACACACUUCUAUCAUCGACCAUGACAAAUUAUUCAGCAACGGUAAAUUGGAGUGAUCAAAGUAAAGCUUAUAAAAAUAAUUUGGAAUUUUUGAUAAAAAGUCCUAUUAUUUAUUAGUAUUUCAUUUUAUUAUUUUCGUUAAACUUUAGAAUUGUCUGUGUGUGUGCAUUUGUGUGUGCUACAGUUUUAACUGCAUUUUUACGGAUUUUUUUACAUCAGUAUUUUUUUCUUACAAGAACACGGUUAUAUGAAAUAAAAAUGAAAAUAACAAAGAAUAACACUAUAGUGAUGUUUCGAAGAUACAAUGUGCUACGAUAAUGGUGUUAUACUGUAAUAAAUAUAAAAAUUUAUAUUUGACAAGUUUCAUUUGUCAACAAACUCCAUAUUAUUAUCAUCAUCAACUGUGCUCACAAAUUAUUUAAAACUGAAACUAAGAGUAAGACUCUGUAAAUAAUAAUAAUAAUGAUGAUGAAACUUCGUAAUGUUUGAAAAAAGUUUGUUAUAAAACUUUUUCACAAAAGAAUAACGAACUUUAAAUUAUGUAUGAAAACUUAUGGAAACGAUAUGAAUGUUAUCAAAAUACUAAAGUGUGAUAAAAAUAAUGUCAAUUGAUGACGGAAUCGACAUUGUAUUACACUGGCGGUGGAUGAGGAUUUGAGUCGUUAUAACAAGUACAAUAAACAAUAUGUAUGCAAAUGAUAAAAAUUAUGUUACUUCCAUCACUAUCAUCUUUCUACUACUGUAUUUCGAUACAACAAUUCGAGCAGAACAAGUUGUUUUAUUGGACACGACAACGGAAGAAAUUUUAGAUUGGACAAAAUUUCCAUAUGGACCACAAGCCACAACACCUGGCUGGGUGGAGGAAUCAUUUACAAAUUUCGAUAAAGGAAUAAAUUGGCGAAGUUACGUGGUUUGCGAUGUCGCUUAUAAUAAUGUUAAUAACUGGCUUUGGACACCAUUUAUUGAACGUGGUCCAGCAAACCGAAUGUAUAUUGAGAUUAAAUUUACAACAAGAGAUUGUUCAUUAUUUCCGGGAAAUGCUCUAAGUUGUAAGGAAACAUUUUCUCUACUUUAUUAUGAAUUUGAUGCAGCAACUAAAGAACCGCCACCAUGGGAGCCAGAAAGUUAUAAAUUGAUUGGUCGCAUUGCUGCUGGAGAAGGACGAUUUAAUACAAAUACAGAAGUUGUAAUUAAUACAGAAGUUAAAUCUAUUCCAGUAACUAAAAAGGGAGUCUAUUUUGCAUUUAGAGAUCAAGGUGCUUGUAUCUCUAUACUUGCUAUAAAGGUUUAUUAUAUAAGUUGCCCAGAGGUAUCAGUGAAUUUUGCUCAUUUUCCGGCGACACCAACUGGCCGUGAAGUGGCAUUGAUUGAACAAACGAUUGGUACAUGUGUCGAUAAUGCUGUUAAAAUUGAACAGCCAACAUUUUUGUGUAAAGGAGAUGGUAAAUGGUAUUUACCUUCUGGUGGAUGUCACUGUAAGCCUGGUUAUCAAGCUGACAUUGAAAAACAGCAGUGUAAUGAGUGCCCUAUUGGAAAGUUUAAACAUGAAGCGGGUUCACAUACGUGUGAAAAAUGUCCUGCACACAGUACAGCACCAGAUUAUGGAUUUACUGAAUGCCGAUGUGAUGUUGGCUAUUUUAGAGCGCCUAAAGAUCCUAAAAAAAUGCCAUGCACACAACCGCCAUCCGCACCACAAAAUCUAACUGUUAGUUUUGUUGAUCAGUCAACUGUCAUUUUAUCAUGGAAUGCACCGCACAUGCAAGGUGGUAGGACUGAUACAACUUAUCGAGUUGUAUGUGACGCUUGCAGUUCAAAUGUCAAAUAUAUUCCAAACACUGAAAUAUUCAAUGACACUAAAAUCACAAUAACAGAUUUAAAUGCUGUCCAAACCUAUCGUUUUCAAGUUUUUGCUGAAAAUGGAGUGUCACAAAUGGUGAAACGUUCUGAAUAUGUAGAUAUCACUGUAACAACAGAAGCUAGUGUGCCCAGUCUUGUUAGUAAUGUUAGAAUUACAAAUGUCAAGAGUUCGGAACUUAGUAUAAGUUGGGAUGCACCAAUUACUCCAGAACAAUUAGGGGGAGUUGGUGAAAGUGACAUUGUAGAACGUUAUGAAGUACGAGUAUACCCACGUUUCGAUGAUGCAACGAAUGCAACAGUACUUCAAACACAUGAUCUGUCGGCAACCUUUAAAGGUUUAAAAUCGGCAACUGAUUAUGCAAUUCAAGUAAGAGCGAAGACAACACGAGGAUGGGGUGAAUAUACACCGGUGAUUUAUAAAAAGACUGCCCAUAUUAUGGGAUUAGAUCACGCCGGUGAUGAUGAUAAUAUGCAAGUGCGAAUAAUUGCAGGAGCAAUUGUCGCAGUAGUAGUUUUACUUGUGAUAAUUAUUAUCAUGACUGUAUUAUUUUUAAGAAGCAGAGCUUCUGAUGAAUGUAAUAAGAAACAACCAAGCGAUUGUGAUACACUGGAAUACAGAAAUGGUGAAGGACUAGUUGUGACCUACAUGACUACACCAUUAUUUACACCGGGUGGAGUGAAUUCAAGUGGUACUACUGCUGCUGCUAAUGCCGGUGCUGGUAGUGGUGGUAGUGCUACUGCUGCUACUGCUGGUGGUGGAGCAAAUAGUGCAAAAAGUUAUGUCGAUCCUCAUACAUAUGAAGAUCCAAACCAAGCAGUACGUGAAUUUGCUCGAGAGAUUGAUGCUGGAUAUAUCACUAUUGAAGCGAUUAUAGGUGGUGGAGAAUUUGGAGAUGUAUGUAGAGGAAAAUUAAAAUUACCACCAGAUGGACGAACAGAAAUAGAUGUGGCUAUAAAAACAUUGAAACCUGGCUCAGCAGACAAAGCGCGUAAUGACUUUUUAACUGAAGCGUCAAUAAUGGGCCAGUUUGAGCAUCCAAAUGUGAUAUUUCUUCAGGGUGUUGUGACAAAAAGUAAUCCAGUGAUGAUUAUUACGGAAUUUAUGGAGAACGGUAGUUUGGACACAUUUCUACGUGCAAAUGAUGGUAAAUUUCAAGUGUUACAAUUGGUGGGAAUGUUAAGAGGUAUUGCGAGUGGAAUGCAAUAUUUAGCUGAGAUGAACUAUGUUCAUCGAGAUUUAGCAGCAAGAAAUGUUCUUGUUAAUGCCACACUAGUUUGUAAAAUUGCUGACUUUGGACUUAGUCGUGAAAUUGAAAGUGCAACAGAAGGUGCUUACACGACUCGAGGUGGAAAAAUACCUGUACGUUGGACUGCACCAGAAGCAAUAGCAUUUAGAAAAUUUACAAGUGCAUCAGAUGUUUGGAGUAUGGGCAUAGUUUGUUGGGAAGUUAUGUCGUAUGGUGAAAGACCAUAUUGGAAUUGGUCGAAUCAAGAUGUUAUUAAAUCAAUUGAGAAAGGAUACCGAUUACCAGCACCAAUGGAUUGUCCUGAAGCUAUAUAUCAAUUAAUGCUUGAUUGCUGGCAAAAAGAGCGAACUCAUCGACCUACUUUUGCAAAUCUCACACAAACAUUGGAUAAACUUAUACGAAGUCCAGAUACAUUAAGAAAGAUUGCUCAAAACAGGGGAACUAAUCCGUUGGCUCCAGAUGCAGUGGAUUUGACCCAAUUAACAUCUGUAAAUGAGUGGUUAGCAUCUAUCAAAAUGUCACGUUAUUCAGAAAGUUUUGAAAGAGCUGGUAUAAUAAGUUUGGAAGCAGCAGCAAGGAUGACUGUACAAGAAUUGACAGCACUUGGUAUAACUUUAGCAGGUCAUCAGAAAAAAAUAAUGAAUAGUGUUACGGCAUUGAGAGCGCAAAUGUCGGCAGCUACGUCCCAGGGCUUUCUUGUUUAAUAAUUAAUUAUAUUUACAUUCCAUUGGACCCUAAAUAGCAACAACGAUAAAAAUUAUGGAAAUAAUAUGUAGUGUAAUUAGUAAUGAUAAAAUGUGAAAUGAUGGUUAAUAUAAUAUAAAAAUAUAUACAUAUAUAAUUAUUAUAAUUAUAUGUAUAUAUAUUUAUAUAUAAAUAUUAGAAAUGGAAAAGUGAGAGAGAGAGAGAGAGUGUGAGUGAAUGACAAACAGUGAAGUCAUAAAAGCAAUAACACUGCCUAAUUUUUUUGAUGCAUUUAUUUUUUUGUAUUAUUUUUUAUAUCUAAUGAAUUGUGUUCUGUUGUAUAUAUAUAUGAACUUUAUAUACAUUUAUAUACACAAUAAUUGCAAAAAUCCAUGACGACAAACCAUGUGUAUUUACAAACAAAUAAUAAUGUAUAUUUGAUUUAAAAUUAUUCUUUUACACUUGUUUUUAUGCACAGCAUUAGCAGCAGCAAUAAAUAAUGUUUCAAUAGCCUUAAUUUUAUUAUAAUAAUUAAACGAUUUUAAAAAAUCGCAGAAAAAAAAAGAAUAAUAGAAUAUUUAAUGGCCUAAUAUACUUUUGCUUUACUAAAUUGUUUGUUAAUUUUUAUUUUCAUUAUUUUAAUAUUGAAAAAUGUAAUUUAAUCAUGUAUGUAUGCGUGUAUGUAAUAUUUAAAACAAAAAAUACGUACUGAAAGUUUUACAUAUACUUGACACAGUUGAUAUAAAAUUACGAUAAUGUAAUUUAAAAAAAAAAAAAACAAAAAAAAAAAAGAAAAGGCUUAAACUUGAUAUUUACACAAAGUAUAUAUGAAAUUUAGUGUAAAAAGGAUGAAAAAAAUGAUUUACUAUGAUAAAAUUUUCGUAGUUUUAAUCAAAUAAGAUAAAUAAAUAAAUCUUUUAUAUUAAUGAAUUAUAGAAAUAAUAAUAGAAAAAAUAUAAGUAAAAACGAAAGAAAGAGUAAACCGCAAUGAUUAAGCAAUAAAAAAAACCGAUAAAUUUGAGUGGUAAUUUGCAGAGAUAAAAAAAAGAUAUCGUGUUAAAAUGUAUCAUUUUUAAUAGAAUAGUAUAAAAUGAAAAAAACGUUAGAAAAAUUAAUAAAAAAGAAAAGGCAAAGGGCUAAUAAAGAUGAAGUAGAUGAAAAUUUAUCAAAUAUAAGGGUGUAAAAUGCUGCAGCUUGUAUGUGAUACGAAGAUAUAGAGGUCUGUGUAUGUGUGUUGAGAAAGGCUUUGUACAUAGAAAACAUACAGAAAGAAAAAGAGAAUGAAAAUAUAAGAAAAAUUUUAAUGAAUCAAAAAAUGACAAAAUUUAAUAUUAACAAUAAAAUAGGUAUAUUUAAAAUUGGAACAAUUUAUCUUAAUGAUCAUUGAUCCGUGUAUACAAUGCGUAUUUACAACGCAGUCACAAAACGAAUUUAUAAAUAUCUCGAUAGUUUACAUUUGUUUAAUUUUUUGUUUUAAUUUAUUUGAUAAUUAUAAUGAAUAAAUCAAUCAAUGUAAUAAAAAAAAAAAAAACAAGUACAUAGUAGAUGAGAAAAGAUAAAGGAAUUAUUAUUUAUUUAUUGCCGGUUUUUGUUGUAUUUCGAGAUGAAAAAUAUUGAUAGAGAUAACGUGUACAUUAUUGUGUGUAUAUGAGUAUGUGGGGAUAUGAAUGGGAAAAUGUAUUAAUAUUGUGGAAAAAAUAAUGGCACUAUAAUAAAAAAUAACAUAAAAAUAA